Messenger RNA from Arctia plantaginis, 789 nucleotides. Lineage: Eukaryota; Metazoa; Arthropoda; Insecta; Lepidoptera; Erebidae. The record is from the annotation of a GenBank genome assembly.
AUGAAUUCAAGGUGUUUAAUAGUGCUAGCAGCCGCCCUCGGCGUGGCGGUCGCCCAAGAAUCCUUCAAAUGCCCGGAUGACUUCGGUUUCUACCCUCACCACAUCUCCUGUGAUAAGUACUGGAAGUGUGACAACGGUGUUGCCGAAUUAAAGACCUGUGGUAACGGUCUAGCAUUCGACGCCACCGACAGCAAAUACCUGACUGAGAACUGCGACUACCUACACAAUGUCGAGUGUGGCGACAGAUCACAGCUUGAGCCUCCAAUUUCCACCCCUCACUGCCAACGGCUGUACGGUAUCUUUGCUGAUGAAGCCAAAUGUGACGUCUUCUGGAACUGCUGGAACGGCGAGGCUUCCCGGUACCAAUGCAGCCCCGGACUCGCUUACGACAGAGAAUCUCGCGUGUGCAUGUGGGCUGACCAGGUUCCAGAGUGCAAAGUCGAAGAAGUAGCGAACGGUUUCUCUUGCCCUGCUCCCGGUCAAUUAUCAAACGCUGGAUCCUUCAGCCGUCACGCCCACCCUGAAGACUGCCGAAAAUACUACAUCUGUAUGGAAGGAGUAGCUCGCGAGUACGGUUGUCCCAUCGGUACCGUGUUCAAGAUUGGCGAUUCUGACGGCUCUGGCAACUGCGAAGACCCCGAAGAUGUUCCCGGAUGCGAGGACUACUACGGCGAUCUGGAUCUGAAGACGAUCCGCAAGAGCGAGCUGUUAGCCGGCCUCAACCAAGACGGCGUGAACCGCCCCUUCCAGAACAAGCAACUCAAACCCCGCCCCCAAAAGGAGAACUAA